AUGCGCCGUCUUUCCAGAAGUCUCGCCUUUCUGGUUAUUCCUCGCUACCGGCUCAGGAUGGCAUCUGAUUCUAGCAAAGAACACGCUGUCUUUAAAUCAGUAGCUAACGAGAAAGGAGAGUUCGUCCGCAAACCCUCGUCGUUCCGCAAUUUUGUUACAGCCGAUGGGUCGAGCGGCUUUCCGGCCGAGCCGGACCGCUAUCAUCUGUACGUUUCAUUGGCGUGUCCAUGGGCACAUCGCACGCUAAUCUACAGGAAGUUGAAAGGCCUUGAAGCUGUUCUUCCGGUUACGGUGGUGGAUUGGCUGCUACUUGACAAUGGCUGGGAGUUCACUGACAAAAAGCCAAAGUGUCAGCUAGAUCCACUUUAUGGCUUUAGGUACAUGAAGGAGCUCUACUUCAAGGCAGAGCCUACAUACGGAGGUCGAUAUACAGUUCCUGUCUUGUGGGACAAGAAAAAAGAAACUGUCUGUAACAACGAGUCUGCAGAGAUUAUUCGUAUGUUCAACACGGAAUUCAACAAGUUUUGUGCUACACCGGAACAGAAAGCUUUAGAUCUCUACCCGACAGAGCUCAGACAAAAGAUUGAUGAUCACAACAGUUGGAUUUACGAUUUGGUGAACAACGGUGUUUACAAAUGUGGAUUUGCAUCAACUCAAGCUGCAUACGACAAGAACGUUGUGCCUUUGUUUGGUGCUCUUGACAGACUUGAGGAAAUUCUGAAGUCCAAUAGGUUCUUGUGUGGUGAUCGUCUGACUGAGGCUGAUGUGAGACUCUUCACUACUCUGGUUAGAUUCGAUAUGGUUUAUGUUGGACAUUUCAAGUGCAAUAAGAAGCGGAUUGUGGAUUACCCCAAUUUGUGGGGUUAUACUCGAGACGUCUACCAGUUCUGUGGUAUUGGUGAUACUGUUGACCGUCAACACAUCGAACACCAUUAUCAGGAAAGUCAUACUCACCUCAAUCCACGUGGAAUCACUGCCAUUGGUCCUGACUUGGAUUUUACCGCCCCUCAUGGUCGAGAGAAGCUGAGUAAGCAAUCAUGAUACUUUUUCUCGUCGCAGUAGCACUGUAGACUGACGAAGUUAAGAGAUAAUAGUUAUAGUCAAUGCGAACUUUGUUGUUGUGUACGCAUUUCACUGGACUGGCAAUAUUUGAAUAAGUAGUACAAAUAUUGAUAUAAGACACAAUGACUCAUUUACAUUGUUAAUAAUACAUACUGCAGUACAAGCCAACAAGCAAGUUGCUUUGAUCUACUGUGGUUUACAU
This is a messenger RNA of Corticium candelabrum, 1264 nucleotides long. Its product is annotated as glutathionyl-hydroquinone reductase YqjG-like. Bases 1 to 1041 code for a protein of 346 amino acids. The record is from RefSeq and is a predicted model, not a curated record. Gene Ontology annotation, molecular function: glutathione transferase activity. The transcript has 7 exons. Gene Ontology annotation, cellular component: cytoplasm. Lineage: Eukaryota; Metazoa; Porifera; Homoscleromorpha; Homosclerophorida; Plakinidae.